GUUAUUAUAGAUAUGAAUUGAUAUGACUUGAUAGAUUUGAUUGAUAUGAAUAUUGUAAUUUUCAAUCACCAAUGUUUGCAUUUUUGCAGGAGAAUGGGUCGCCUGCAACCGAAGACUCUAAAGCUGAUGGCGUUGAAGUCAAGACUGAAACCGUAGAAUCCAAAACAUCAGAGCCCAAGGCCAAGAAGGCCAAAAAAUCCACCUCAAUCAAUGGCAAGCUAAAAAAGAGAACAGCUUCGGAUCCAGAAAGGAAGUCUUCUCGAGUUCCUCCAAAAAGAGAGGUCUUCGAGUCGGAGGUCAGCGAACCAAAGAAAAGGAAGAAGUCAAAGCCUUCGAAGGAGUAUGAGGUUGAGAAGCUGAUAAAAUCAAGAGUGUUCAAGGGUAAAACCGAGUAUCUUGUGAGAUGGAAAGGUUACAGCCCAAGAAGUGAUUCUUGGGAACCCGCCAAAAAUCUGUCCUGCGACGCUCUCAUUGAAAAGCUUUCCGACGAACCUGCUCCAAAAAAGAAGAAGACUUCGAUCAAGCCCAAGAAGUCUCCCAAGAAGAAGAAGGAGGUUGUGGCCAAGAAGGCCAAGUAAAAAAAAUAAGUAAAAAUACCAUGGAAAAUGAGAGCAACUUGAAGAUGUGAUUGAACGAAGUUUGAUUGCGCACAGUUUUUAUAAUUUCUUUCAUUUUGAUUAUUUGACAAGUUGUUCGUUCAUUUGUAUCAAGUGACGAUAAUUAUUAUAAUUACAAUUUCUAGUUAUAAUAUUUAGUUUAGUAGGUGACUAUAAUAAUUAUUGUAACGUGCUCCUUCUACAUGUUGAUGAUUUCAUUCUAUAGAUGUUGGAUUAUGUAUGACUAGAUGUUGACAAAGCUGUGUGCAUUAGUAUCAUGUGAGCUACUAAAUAAAAUUAUCUCCAGAUGAGUAUCAUCAAAAUUUAAUUUUCGGUUGAUCGGAUGGAAAUUUCCAAUGUAUUUGAUAUUGGAAUUGAUGCAAGAAAGAUGUCUAUAAAAUAUUAUAUACUUUAUUGUUACCUAUGUGAUGCAUCCUUUGAUUUGCAUAUUCAUCUUAACUACAAUAUUGGAAGUAUGAUAUUUUUUAAGAUGACGACUAUUCAAAUUGAUGAAAUUUUUAUUCAUUGCGGUACAGGCUACAUAUAAAACUAUGUACUAUAUUAACUAUAUUAAUUUUAUUCUAUGUAACAGUAAAAGUCCAAGUAUCUUCAUCUCUUAUAUUUACAUUUGAUUCAGUUAACAAUUUUAUACUUCUUUGCGAUGGAUAUUCUAUAUUUAGUUUUUUUAGAAUUCGGAUUUUCCUGGCUUUUCUUGUUUUGAUAGUUAUUCACGUCAUGUAGAUGAUAGUUUUCCAAUAAAUAAGAACUUGAGGUUUUUGUAAUUGUUACAUGAAAAUGUCCAACAUAUUCUAGCUUUUAUUUGAAAUCUUGUUCAAAAGAAAUGUUGAAUUCGAUUAUUCACAUUAGAAAUUCCAUUGGUAUUUUCGUUUAGAACUGACAUCUCACAAAACAUAAUUCAGUACAAACUAAGACACCUCAAUUGCUCUACUCAAAGUUCUGUUCCAUCCUUUAUCAUAUAAUAUUAAUUAUGCGUGCAAUCAUCCCAGUUUAAUACUCAUAAACACGUUUUCCAAAUGUAUAAAGAUAUUGUGUGUUAUUUGUAAAAUUAUUAUUUGAGAUUCAAGAUUUAGUAAUAAAUGUACGCAUUUGCAUAAAUGUAAAAAA
Molecule: messenger RNA, 1721 nt
Organism: Nilaparvata lugens (brown planthopper)
Lineage: Eukaryota; Metazoa; Arthropoda; Insecta; Hemiptera; Delphacidae
Product: heterochromatin protein 1-like
Exons: 7
Coding region: 72-578 (168 amino acids)
Biological process (GO): chromatin organization; negative regulation of transcription by RNA polymerase II
Cellular component (GO): pericentric heterochromatin
Molecular function (GO): chromatin binding
Source: RefSeq, a predicted model, not a curated record